Molecule: messenger RNA, 5849 nt
Organism: Chrysemys picta bellii (western painted turtle)
Lineage: Eukaryota; Metazoa; Chordata; Testudines; Emydidae
Source: RefSeq, a predicted model, not a curated record
UCCUCACUGCCCAUACUGCUUUUUUCUUCAGAAUGCGUAUCUAAUAGCAACCAAUGGCUUUUCCUAUUUUCUCACUUGGAAUCUGUUUUGGGAGCUUGGAAUUGCUAUCUAACUGAAUCAGUAACAUCUGUGACUACGGGGCAGCUUGAGUGGGAAUAGUUAGAGGGUUAGACAGAUUUCCUGCAUUUUAAGGCUCUUUUCCUCUGAAGAGAUUGCUUUGGGACAAUUACAUUUAAUGCCUAUUUCUUUCUUUCUUUCUUUCUCUCUCUCUCCCCCCUCCCAAGUUGUUUGGUUUUAAGAAGUAAAGUGACUUUAAGGAACCAUACCAGCAUUUUGAAAAGUUUCAGUUUCAAACACAUGAAAAGAAAAGUCUGAAGGGAUUCCUAGAGCUGUAUUGCAGCUUGCAGGAAUUACAGCAAAGAAGAGUUUGAAGGAGGAGCAGGGCUGGCUCCAGGUUUUUUGCCACCCCAAGCCAAAAAAAAAAGAAAGCCGGAGUGCCGCUGCUGAAGCAAAAGAAAAAAAAAGCCAGAGUGCUGCGGCCGAAGCAAAGUGCCGCCCCAAAGGGCCAGAAUGCCGCCCCUUGAAAGGUGCUGCCUCAAGCACAUACUUGCAACACUGGUGCCUAGAGCCGGCCCUGAGGAGGAGGAUAAAGAGUGACCUUAGUCUCUUUGAACACCAGGGGAAUGAUCGCCAUCUGUUGAAUGCUUGUCAAAUGAACUGCAAACUAUGCUGCUGUAACACCCAACAACACCUGUGAACUACUCAACUGUAGCCAAUCGGGCAACUGGGUGAUAUGGAGCAAGAAACCACAACAGCAUGAGAGAAAAUGGGUUGUAUUUUUUUUUACUUUGAAAAUAAAACAAGGAAGCAAAACGCCCUUUAAUAUCUGCAAAGCUGCAAGAGCUUUCAAGCCUCUCUUGAGCGAAAAAGGCUUCGGUAACUGCAGAAAUUAAUUACUUUCAUCCACUGGAUUUCUUUGCCUUAUAAAAGGAAAUAGCUGAAUCCAAAAGAUGGAAGCUGUGAGCAGUUUUCUGAAGUUGGAUAUUCUGAUAUUUCUGGUGCAUCUUGGACAUGGGGAAGCAGCAAAACUUGUCUUAGUAAAUAAAGACUUCAGUGUUGAAAGGGGACGGGUGGUGUAUGUGACUGAUAAUGAAUUACGUUUUAAUGUCCCCAAAGAGAGGAACCCUUGUAAGGUAGAGGUGGUUUUAAAUGAGCCAGUUACACAAAGAGUGGGGAAACUUGCACCUCAGAUAUUUGAUGGCCAUUUCUUGCCCAAUGAAGUAAAAUAUAUUCAUAAUGGCUGCCCACUUCUGGAAGAGGACCGCGUGAGGCUGCAAAUUUACAGGUUUACUGAACUGGAGACCAUAAUUGAGACUUUUGUUCUUCAUGUAGAGAUCAGGAAUCCAAAAUCAAGUAUUACUCAGUUUGGAAAAAGCUCUCUAGACAUUUCUGAGUUUCUUGGCAUAUCUAAGCAUGUGGACAGAAGUGUCUUGACUUUCAAGUACAAUGCUAAUGGGCUACGUAUGGUCUGCACCGUUAGGAUCACGUCUUCUGAGACCUCGCUUCCUGCUUUUGGCCAGAUUGUAGCAGAGGAUCCCAUCGGAGUGGAAAUGUACCCAAGCUUCACAGAAAAUGUUUGGAUUCCUGUGGGGAUAAAGGGAGCCAUCCCAAAUACACAGGCACAAGCUGCAUUUAUAUCCAUGUUCAUCUUGGAGAGUGAUCAGUUUAUUCUUACCCCACUUACAACAGCAGCUCUAGAUGCUGAAGCUGGAGAAACCCCAAAAGACAGAUUAGUGUUCAGCAUUACCAAAUGCUCACUAGAGGGGUAUAUUACCCAUCUGGAGGACCACACCAAGGCCAUUACAUCUUUCACUCGGCAGGAUUUAUACGACAUGAAGAUUGUCUAUCAGCCACCCAACAUCACUCAUUCUGAGAGACAGAACUAUGAGGUUGAGUAUCGAGCAAUUGAUAGUGUCUUCAUGAGCAGUUCUCCUAUCAUGGUCCAUUUUUCAAUAAGAUGUGCUCCAAGGGUUGCAUGGAACAUGGGGCUUGACUUAUUGGAAGUUCAGUCAUAUCCAGUUACCUGGGAUACCCUUCAGAUUGUGGGCAAUGAUCAACUUAAUGCUGUUCAGCUGGUGGAAGAACCACCGCAUGGAUGGAUCACAGUUCGAGGAGGCAAAGGCUUCAAAUUCACAGUUAAAGAUCACAAAGAUGGAGUUGUUCGUUUUCAGCAUGGUGAUAGUGAUGCAACCAAGGACUAUGCAAUCUUCAGAAUCUUUGAUGGAAGGCACAAGUUUCCGAUUAACAUCCUCCCUAAAGAUGACAGUGCACCAUUCCUGAUGAGCAACAUUGUCUUUCAGCUGCCAGAAGGGAAGACAGUCCUCAUAGAAAAGCAUAUGUUGAUGUCGUCUGAUUUUGACUCAAGUGACGAUUAUAUUCUCUGCAAGAUAACCAAGCCACCUGGUGCUGAAGAGAUUAUCAAGACACACUUUCCAGAUGGACCAGGUAUUCCUGUGUCAACCUUCUUGCAAAGAGAUGUCUUCCAUGGCCUCAUUUACUAUCACCAUCUUGGAGGAGAGAUUUUUCAAGACUCAUUUGAUUUCAUCUUAUCUGACAGUCAAGAACCUCCUAAUCUUUCAGAUAUUCAAACUGAAAUGAUUCAUGUUAUGCUGGUGAAAGACCAGUUGCCAGAGGAAGUUCCUGGGACUACAAGACAACUUGUUGUCAAAGAAACUGAGAUUGCACACAUCACAAACAAUCACCUCCACUUUACAGACACCAAGUCCCCAGAUAAUCAGCUUAUGUACCUGGUUACUAAAUCAUGUUUCUCUCCCUCUUCUCCUGGAAUUUAUGAUGUGGUGAAGCUAAUUUUCACAGACAGCAUGAAAAGUUAUAAAAAAGAUCCUGCUAUUUCUGACAUCUUUCAGGUAAACAACUGGAAUCUUUUAUGUCAUGUCUGUUUCCCACAGCAUGCUGUAACACAUUUAAAAGUGGUGUGCAUGCCCCCAGAGAGAGAGAGUGGUCCUGACCCGCUGUUUGAACAGUUUGAGUUUUCUGUUAGUGACCAGCAGGGAAGAGUAGUGGCUGGACUCAACUUUAACAUCACAGUGAUGCCUGUGGAUGAUGAAGCACCUGAGAUUUUCACCAAUCAUCUAACAACAGAGGAAGGUGCCAGUUUUUUCAUCUCUGGGGAGAAUCUAAUGGUGUCAGACUUGGACACCAGGGAUGAUCUUCGAAUCCAGCUGAAGAAACGUCCUCAAUAUGGGCACAUUGAACUGUAUGGACUCAUUAUGCAGGAAGGAGAUAUGUUUACCCUUGAGGAUUUGCAGUCUUACAAAGUCAGGUACCAGCAUGAUGAUUCAGAAACCCUUGAAGAUAUAGUCAUAUUUCCAGCAACAGAUGGAUUUAACACUGCAGAUGGAGUGUUAAGAGUGCAGAUUAUACCAGUUAAUGAUAAGCCCCCAGAGCUACAGGCAGGAUUAAAAUCAAGACUGGAGUGUCUGAAGGGAGGACACGUUGUUAUCACCACAGAAUACCUUUAUGCAACAGAUGCUGAUAGCGAUGACACAAAAUUGACAUACAUGAUUGCUCGUGCUCCAGCGCAUGGAGUGAUUCAAAAGAGAGGAUUCAUGGUGGAUAAAUUCUUCCAGCUGGAUGUCACUCAGAGAUUGAUCACUUACAUACAUAAGGGAGGUGAAAUAGGACAUAGCCUUUGUGACGACAACUUGACCCUCAUUGUCUCAGAUGGAGAGGCUGGUACAGUGGAUAGUUGUUGUUUUAAUAAAGCUCUCCCUCCACCAUUACCUCUUCACACCAGUCUCCCAAUCUGUGAUCUGAACAUCACAGUCCUCCCCAUCAACAACCAACGUCCCACCAUUCAUCUGGGUAUGUUUACUAACCGUUUCACAUUUCAAUGUAUUCAAUCUGAACUACCGGACUAUAAUUUUUUCCACAUUAUAAUUCAGAAGGUAGAUUUCUCGCCCUACUCUGGUUUGGAGUUACUUUCUCCCCCCCUUCGCCUUCCUAUAGGACUGAUGUUAGUGUACAUGCAUGAUGACACAGAAAGCCUAGAGGAUAGUUUUACCAUGCAGCUGACAGAUGGCAAGCACACAGUCCAAGGGACGCUUUACAUCUACAUCAUGCCAGUCAACGAUGAAAUCCCUCAUCUUUCCAGGGCUGGCCUUUGGUCAAACAGCUCUCUGGAGGAGCCAGAGUUUGGAGCUUCCCAGAAUGGAAGCACUUACACCAACAGUGAGUACCAGUGUUUGUGCAACCUUUACUCUUGUUGGUGGGUACUUACUCACGUGACUAAUCCUAUUGAUGACAAUGGGAUUACCCAGAGAGCCGUGUUAUGUUGGACCACUCUGUAUCCUGGAAUGAAUUUCAUUCAAGAGGAUGUGGACAUGAGCCUCCUCUGGUAUUUCCAUACUAACAUCCUGGGUCUAAAGAGUUAUGAUUGUUUUCAGUUUUACGUGACAGAUGGGGAGAACAGCUGCCCACCGGAAAGCUUCUACAUCUCCAUUAGAAAUCUGACAUUACAAAAAGGGGACAUUGUUCUACUCACCAAACCUGUAACUUUAACAGAGGGUGACAGGGUGACCUUGACGACAGAUGUUCUUAUGGCAACAGAUGGCACUAGCAAACCCGAGAAGCUGCUGUAUGCCGUCUCUGUGCCACCUGUGCACGGUCAGAUUGAGUACAUCAAUUAUCCCGGCAUGCCCAUUUCCAGUUACAGCCAGUUGGAUGUGGUAGCCCAGAAGGUCUGCUACAUUCAUGACUAUAGCCAUGAGGCUAGUAAGGAUUCAUUCAGACACAAUUGGGGUGCUGGGAAAAUUGAUAGAUUUUCAUUUGUAGCUAUUGACAAAGUCAAUCAUGGUUUUCUGGUCAAUGGGCAAAUGAGAGAAGAGGCAGUGGAAUUUACAAUAUAGGUCAAGCAACAUGACAAAAUCUCUCCAACACUCCAAGUGAAAGAAAGUCCGACCACCAUACAGAACCUGAAAGAUGGUAGGCUUGGAAUUCUGAUUACGGCUUGCAAUUUGAAAGUUACAGAUGUUGACAACAAAGAUGAAGAUCUCACCUUCAAAGUUCAGCGGCCUCCUUCCUUUGGGUAUCUGGAAAACUCAAAAACAGGUAGUUAUGUACACAGUACUUUUACCCAGAAUGAUUUAAACCAGCAGAUCACCCGGUACAUCAUAAAUUCCUCCACUGAAGUGACUUCAGAUAGCUUUGAAUUUCAAGUAUCAGACGUGGCAGGAAAUACAAUGGUUCCAGAAGUACUUGAAAUGAAAUGGUCCAGAGUUGAACUGGUGGAAACUUGCUAUCGUGUCUGUGAAAAUGUUGGGACUGUUGCCAUUAAGGUGGUAAGGACAGGACAGAGCGCAGAGCCAUUAUUUGUUGGUAUUAAGGUCCAAGAGGUUUCAGCUAGAGUUGGCUUAGACUUCACUCACAGUCUUGCAAGUUUAGUGCAGUUUGAUCCUGGUGUUUCCAUAAAGUCUUGGAACAUCCACAUUAAAGAUGAUGGCCUGGAGGAAAACCAUGAAGUGUUAAAAAUAAUACUGAGCGUGCCUUAAAAUGCUGUUCUGGAGCAGAAGAAUGAACUGAGUGUAGAAAUUAUAGAUUCAAGGGCAGGUGCUGAUGGGGAGUGCGACGUGAACGCUGAUCCAGGCCCUCCAUCAGCACUUAAACUACCUGAUGCAACUCUAGAGGCCUAUCAAACUCCUUGCCAUGGGAGAACAUACUAUAGAGUCUUGCACAGAUUAACAUACACGGAACAUAGAGCACCUGAAAGGAACAAACAGGAAGUCAUAGUAGCACCAGGAAAUUCUUGGAAUCCUGGCUUUGAGGAUUAA